AUGGAUUACGAGCUGGAAGAAGACAAGCUUGGGAUUCCAACAGUUCCCGGAACAGUGAGCCUGAAGAAAGAUGCCAACAAUUUGAUUGGAAUAAGCAUUGGGGGAGGGGCACAGUACUGUCCUUGUCUCUACAUUGUGCAGGUUUUUGAUAACACUCCUGCAGCUCUGGAGGGCACACUGGCCGCGGGAGACGAAAUAACAGGAGUUAAUGGUAAAGCAGUGAAAGGAAAGACAAAAGUGGAAGUCGCAAAGAUGAUUCAAGCUGUCCAGGGAGAAGCAGUCGUUCAUUAUAAUAAAUUGCAAGCGGACCCAAAGCAAGGGAAAUCACUGGAUAUAGUUCUAAAAAAAGUGAAGCAUCGUCUUGUUGAGAAUAUGAGCUCCGGUACAGCAGAUGCCCUCGGACUUAGUAGAGCUAUUUUGUGCAACGAUGGUUUGGUGAAGCGACUAGAAGAACUAGAAAAGACAGCUGAGCUCUACAAAGGACUUAUGGAGCACACAAAGAGACUGCUGAGAGCUUUCUUUGAGCUGGCCCAAACUCACAGAGCCUUUGGUGACGUCUUCUCUGUUAUUGGGGUUCGGGAGCCGCAGGCCGCAGCCAGUGAGGCGUUUGUAAAGUUUGCAGUCGCUCACCGCAGCAUUGAGAAAUCAGGUAUUCAGCUUCUGAAGACCAUCAAACCGAUGCUCCAUGACCUUAACACUUACCUUCACAAAGCCAUUCCAGACACCAAGCUUACUAUUAGAAAGUAUCUAGAUGUCAAGUUUGAAUACUUGUCUUACUGUUUGAAGGUUAAAGAAAUGGAUGAUGAAGAAUACAGCAGUAUUGCUAUGGGUGAGCCCCUGUAUAGAGUUAGUACAGGUAACUAUGAGUAUCGCCUGAUUCUCCGAUGUCGCCAAGAAGCCCGUGCCCGCUUUGCAAAAAUGAGGAAAGAUGUUUUGGAGAAAAUAGAACUUCUUGAUCAAAAACAUGUUCAGGACAUCGUGUUCCAGCUGCAGCGCUUUGUUUCAAGCAUGUCACACUACUACGAUGAGUGUUACGCAGAGCUGAAAGAGGCAGACGUGUUCCCCAUCGAGGUGGACCUGUCUCGAACCAUGCUGAGCUACAGCAGCCAGUCCUUCUCAUACACAGAUGAGGAUGACGAGGAGCAGGGGGGCACCGAUGAACCGGUUCAACAGAGAGAGAACGGCGCGGAGAAGCUGAUAGAUGAUGACUAA
Messenger RNA from Knipowitschia caucasica, 1212 nucleotides. The record is from the annotation of a GenBank genome assembly. NCBI's taxonomy places the organism in Eukaryota, Metazoa, Chordata, Actinopteri, Gobiiformes, Gobiidae.